Molecule: messenger RNA, 2715 nt
Organism: Esox lucius (northern pike)
Lineage: Eukaryota; Metazoa; Chordata; Actinopteri; Esociformes; Esocidae
Product: RRM_SF domain-containing protein
Exons: 15
Coding region: 157-1716 (519 amino acids)
Molecular function (GO): protein binding; metal ion binding; RNA binding
Source: RefSeq, a predicted model, not a curated record
UUGACGCCCAGGAAGCCCCGAUCAAACUAUUACCCAGAUCGACCCAGAUUCCCAUGGAUUCCAGACAGCGAUGAUCCUAUAUAUUAUAAGCCUGUUGACUUUGUAACAAUGUUUAAGAUUUUAUUGACGGGUAGCUGUUGGAGUCGAUAAUGCUGGAUGAUUGCAGUCAUGCGGUUCACAUACAUUUGUAGGCUGUUGGGGAUUGGGAGCGAAGCCCCCAGUGCCCAAUGCCAGGAGGACGUGGAGUGUAGAGCAGCGACCCCUGACCAAACCGAUGAAGUCGAACUCUCGCAGGAACAGGACCUUACUGGAGAGGAGGGUCUGAGUGAGGAAGAGAAGGCCAAGCGCAGAGCGGAACGACGAAGGGCCAAGAAGAAGCGUCGACGGGAGCGCAAGAAGCUGAAGGAGGUCAAGAAACCUGAGGGCACAGAGCAGGAUGUUGAAGAUGGGGAUGAUGACGCUGGUGAAUCUGAGGAGGAAGAAGAUAGUAUGUCUGAAGCAGAGAUUGAAGAGCAGGAGCCAGAAGAGGAAGGAAAAACAGAAUAUAAAGUCAUACCUCGCUCCAAGGAGCCCCCCGGCUCUUCCCCAUCUCCCUCCGGGACUAAGGAACCCCAAAAGAUCACAGUACAACAUUCCCAAGAGGAACCUGAAUGGGAUGUGAGCAGUGCCUUUUUUGCUAAUGCUGCUAGCCACAUCAGGCCAAAAGGGCGGUCCAAACAUGGCCGCAAGUGCAAAGAAAAUAAGGAGAAUGAUGCUAGGACAAAAGAGGUGAAUGGAACAGAUGCUGUGACUAAGAGAAGUGCCUCAUUGACAGAAAAAGGGAUCAGGCUGGUCCAGGAAGGCCAGUAUGCUCAGGCUGUCAGCAUGUUUACAGAAGCCAUCAAAUACGACCCAAAAGAUUACAGGUUCUUUGGUAACCGGUCAUACUGUUAUGGCUGUUUGCAGCAGUUCCCCCAGGCCCUGGCUGAUGCCGAGAUGUCCAUUCAGCUGGCACCUGACUGGCCUAAAGGGUACUUCCGUAAGGGCAGUGCCCUCAUGGGCAUGAAGAGGUACAGCGAGGCGGAGAAAGCCAUGGAACAGGUGCUGGAGCUGGAUGAAGACUGUGAAGAGGCCGUCAAUGAUCUCUUCAACUGCAAAGUCUUACAGCUGAUGGAGCUGGGUUUUAAGGAGACGCAGAGCGUGUUGCUGCUGGACAAAUUCACCACUGUAGCGGCUGUUUUGGCUUCAUCUGAGGCUUCUAGAGUGCUGAGCCAGGACUCCUCAUUGGGCCUUUCGGGGUCCCCUGGUGUGUCUCUUUGGGUGGGGAAUGUGAAGGCUGAGCUGACUGAGAAACACCUGUGGGACCUCUUUAAAACCUACGGCGAGAUAGAGAGCGUGCGCGUUCUCCAUGACCGCACAUGUGCCUUUGUCAACUUCAAGAGAGCCGACAUGGCAGCCGAGGCUAUGGAGAAACUUAACGGCUACAGUAUAGAGAACACCACACUGUUGGUUCGAUACCAAGACCGUCGUACUCAAAAGGUUCUGCCCAUCCCCCUCAAGACCAGUCCUCCAGCAUCACAACAACCAGCUAGUGUUAUGGGUCCUAGACGUCGUGGCCCAGUGAACGGAGAUGAGUGUUACUUCUGGAGGACCACUGGCUGCCAUUUUGGGGACAAGUGUCACUACAAACAUAUUCCUGAACAGAAGGGCAAGGACCGAAAGCCUUGGCAACCGUGAGCCCAACUCUGGACCUUUUGUGGAAACCUGGACCCCAUUGCCAAUGUUGACUGAGCCAAUGGACUCAAUACUAAGUUUGCCACGUUCUCUCUCUGAGGACAGCAGUAGGAUGUUAUUGUAAUUUAGGACCAUUUUAAGAUUGAUAAAAUAUUUUAUAAUUAGUGCUAUAUGCAUUUGGUCUGUGGUGAAAUACUAAUAGGCAUCACCAGACUGUUGACUGCCUUUAGGUUCUGCAAGGGAACCCCAACCUCAUCACAUUGAAGCCUUAAAAACCUUUCUAGAACCACGUGUUAGCCUCUGUUAGCCAUAUAGUUAGCAUCAGUUAGACUAACAGCUGGCAUCAUUUAGCCUUACAGCUCACAUUACCAGCAUCCGUUAGCCUAGCAUCAGAAUGUGACUAAUUUCACUGCUCUGGGUUUCUCUAGUAAGCCGUAGUACCAGGCCCCUGGUGCCAACUUGGCUCGACUAUGCUAGGCUAAGCUACACUAGGCUAAUUUAGGCUAGACUGAGUGGCCAGACCAGUCCUGUCUUGGAUUUAUGACCUGGGCAGCUAUGCUCUCCUCUUAACCUCGUCCCUCACUUCCUGUGGCAAUAUCGACUAACCGGAAUGGACCAGGCCAUCCUCACACCGAAGGAGCACCAGUAACCACCCAGACGACCACACCAAAGAAGACCCAGCCUGAAGCAGAUUCACCCUGCUGUUUCAGUUUUUCCCCAAGAGAGUGGUGCCUCCCACUUUGCCUUGGUGCUAAGCAACCUGCGUAAAAACAAAACUAUGUAGACACCAAACAGUUGAAAACUAACUUAAACAGGGAAGGACUCUCUACCCACUAAGAUGAACAUAAUGUUAUUCUUGUUUUUGGGAAAUAUUUUCAACCUUUUCCUUUCUUAAAGCACUUGAGCCAUACCUUGAACUACAUGGGGCUAUGGGCUUUGUGCUAUUGGCUUUAGCUGUAUCUUCCAGUGCAAUGUGUCUAUGCCCAUAGUGAUGAUCUUUUU